ACAUACCAUCACAAUGGCUAAAAACGUUCACCUGAGAAUCUUGCAUGCUGCUGUUUUGAUCUUGUUUGUUGUGGGCGUUAGCGGUCUUUGUCCCCCGGACUGGUUUGAGCACGGGACGUCAUGUUACAAGACUGAUCACGUGAAACGAACCUGGGAUGAUGCGGCGGCACAAUGCGACCGACUUGGCGGGGAACUGUUAGUGAUAGAGACAAUUGAGGAGAACGAAUUCAUCCACGGGUUACUGAAGAAUCAAAGCAAGGAGUGGGCCUGGCUGGGAUGCAGUGAUAGAUCUACCGAGGGCCAGUGGCUGUGCUAUAAAGAAGCUGCCAGCGGUGUGACGUUCCGAAACUGGUCACCCAAUGAGCCGAACAACCGCGGGGGUACCGAUGACUGUAUGGCUUUUCACAUGGUAGAUGGCAAGUGGUCUGAUUCGAAAUGCGAUGCACGAAUAGUUUACGCCGUAUGCGAAACCAUAAGCAUCCAAGGAAAGGGCGAAGGCGUCACCCCUUCAUCAUCGGCAGCUCCUGUGUCUUGCUACACUUUUGGUUCUAAUGGCCGCCUACGAGUGUAGACUUCCCCUCAGCCCUUUUGAUGAAUGGGACUAUGCAUGCCUAUCAAGUUGGAUUAAGCUGCGGCGACAUAACUUUAAACUCAAUGA
Molecule: messenger RNA, 658 nt
Organism: Patiria miniata (bat star)
Lineage: Eukaryota; Metazoa; Echinodermata; Asteroidea; Valvatida; Asterinidae
Product: CD209 antigen-like protein 2
Exons: 1
Coding region: 14-571 (185 amino acids)
Molecular function (GO): signaling receptor activity
Source: RefSeq, a predicted model, not a curated record